UCUUUUUCAAACUAAUUAUAUUUCGGUUACUGUCUAUUGUGUUGCAUUGAAUGUUUAUACGUUUUAUUGAAAAUAUUAGGCAACAUGAUCCGCGUACCAAGUGCAUUUACAUACAAUUUUUGGGCAAACUCACUGACAGAAGUUGUUGAAUUGAUCUGUUUGAUGCCAAAUGGAGUCGUUAUACCAUUAGAAGCUAAUCGUAAUAUUACUUUGGCUGAAAUUAAAGAGGAUCUAUGGGAUGAAGCUAGCAGAUAUCCCCUACAUGGCACAUUGAAAGAUGCACCAUCCUAUGUAUUUUCAUGCAUCAACUCUAAUGCAGAAGCGGAAGAAUUAAGAGAUGAAACCAGACGUUUGUGUGACAUAAAGCCAUUUUGUUCUUUACUUAAAGUUAUUGAGCAUGAAGGUGUGAAAAGUGACAGAAAUCUAGAUUCUCAAAUUGGUUUAUUAAUUGGGAAAGGAUUACACGAGUUUACAGCUUUAAAGAACUCUGAAGUGAACGAUUUCAGAUGGAAAAUGCGAGUUUUAGGAGAUGAAGUUGCUGUAGCAAGAAGAAAGAAGUCUUGGAUGGAGAAAGUACGUUAUCAAUUUCCUACACGAUUAGCACCAACUGCUACAAUUCCAAAAAAUAUUGAAUGUCGAUUGAAAGAUGGAAAUAUUGUUCUUGUUACAAAAUUUGAAAACACUGAGACGGCUUUCACGUUUCAAAUACCACACACUACGACACCGUAUCAGUUACUGGUAUCUAUUUUAAAUAAACGGGCAAACACUUUGAUGUCUCGAGGACACCCGAAUGAUUUCACUCUGAAGGUUUGCGGACAAGAAGAAUAUUUAAUAGGGGAUUGUCCGUUGAUACAGUUCAGUUAUAUUCAGGAUUGUCUAGCGAAAGAUGUUGUACCGACCUUGGUUACGUUAAGUAGAGACAGCGUUUGCGUUGACCAGGAAACCGCUGUGGAAAAUGCGGAGGCAGAUGCUUUGCAACGUACCAGGCCUUCGUUUUCCACGUUGACUCUACGUAAAAAAGGCAAACAUAUAUCUGCUUGGAAAUUAGAGGAACCAUUUACUUUCACUGUUAAUGGAAUAUCGCGAUUGAAUUGCGAUGCCGCUCAUCGUACCGUCGAGAUCGGGCUUCAGGCUGGGCUUUUUCACGGCGGAAAAUCUCUGUGCGAAAGUCAGAAGACCAAAGAGACUGUUGUUAAUCCAGAUGGCAGUUGCGAGUGGGAGGAAACUUUAAGAUUUGAUAUUAAGGUGCGGGAUAUACCGCGAAUGGCUAGGCUGUGCUUUGUUUUAUACGAAAUCAGUAAAACCGCGAAGGGGCUUAAAAGUCGUAGAUUGGUUAAAGAUACCAAACAAGAAUUUUUUAUAAAUCCAUUAUGUUGGGCUAACACAACUAUAUAUGACUUCAAGUCUCAAUUAAAAACAGGAGCAAUGACUCUUUAUACUUGGACGUACGCGGAGGAUAUGCAAAAUGAUGAUCUAUUGCACUCCCUUGGAACGGUAGUGUCGAAUCCUCAUAUAGAUAGAGCAGCUGCGCUAAUGUUGACAUUUCCAAAUUACGGAAAAGACAAAUCUGUUCUUUACCCGACUCCGGAGAAAAUGGUCGAGUAUGCAAGGGAAUUACGUGAAUCGUCCGUCGAACAAUCGAUUCAAGAAGAACAACCGGAUCAAGGCUCCGAUGUUGGUAAACUACAACAACUUGAGCAACUUCGACUGUUGGCGGACAGGGAUCCGUUGCACGAGCUUCACGAACAAGAACGAAAGAUAAUGUGGACGUUAAGGCAUCACUGCCUUCUCGAAAUUCCCACGCUGUUAGCAAAAUUGUUGCAUUGCGUGGAAUGGAACGAUCAUAGCGAAGUGGCCGAAGCAACGGCAUUGGUUCAACAAUGGCCGAAAUUACCGGUCGAAAAAGCACUCGAAUUAUUAGAUUAUGCAUACGCCGAUCAAAAUGUCCGAAGCUUUGCCGUGCGUUGCUUAAUGGACGUCACCGAUGAAGACUUAAGUUUGUACCUACUGCAGCUGGUGCAGGCAUUGAAACACGAAAAUUACUUGUCCUGCGAGUUGACUGAGUUUCUGCUAAGACGCGCCCUCAACAAUCGAAGGAUUGGCCAUUUUCUAUUCUGGCAUCUUAGGUCGGAAAUGCAAGUAGGUGCCGUAUCUGUUCGUUUCGGUUUAAUAUUAGAAGCGUAUUGUAGAGGAAGUCAACAGCAUAUGCGAUCACUGUUCAAACAAAUGGAGUGUUUGGGAAAAUUGAAGUGUGCUUCCGAACAAAUAAAACAACGAAAAGAUCGUAAAGCGGCGUUGCAAGGUUUCCAAGAGUUCAUUCAAGAACCACACUGCCAAGAAGCACUUUCGAAUGUUUUGAAUCCUUUGGAUCCGAGUUUCCGAUGGAAACGCAUUAAAAUUGAGAAAUGUAGAGUGAUGGAUAGUAAAAUGCGACCGCUUUGGCUUGUUUUUGAAAAUGCCGAUCCAUUUGGCGAUGACAUUUACCUGAUACUCAAGCACGGGGACGACUUGAGACAAGACAUGCUUACGCUUCAGAUGUUACGAAUCAUGGACAAACUAUGGAAAAGAGAGGGUUUAGAUUUACGUAUGAAUCCUUAUGGUUGUAUAUCGACAGAAAAUAGGGUCGGAAUGAUUGAAGUGGUACUAAACGCGGAGACAAUUGCGAAUAUUCAAAAAGAGAAGGGCACGUUUUCGGCAACAGCUGCAUUUAGACGAGGUUCUCUGCUCGCGUGGCUAAAAGACCAUAAUCACACGGAAGCAGCGUUGAACAAAGCUAUCGAGGAAUUUACGUUAAGUUGUGCUGGUUAUUGUGUGGCCACAUACGUUCUUGGGAUUGCGGAUCGUCAUUCGGACAAUAUAAUGGUGAAGAAAACAGGUCAACUAUUUCACGUUGAUUUCGGUCACAUACUUGGACAUUUUAAAGAAAAAUUUGGAUUCAGGCGUGAACGCGUACCAUUCGUGUUGACUAACGAUUUCGUACACGUAAUAAAUAAGGGACAAACCAAGAAAGGUCAGGCAGUGGAAUUUCAGCGCUUCCAGAGUCAUUGUGAGCAAGCUUUCCUUGUAUUGCGGCAACACGGAGGUCUAAUAUUAUCUUUGUUCGCCAUGAUGAUCUCAACGGGAUUACCUGAAUUAUCGUCGGAAAAAGAUCUUAAUUACUUAAGAGAUACAUUGGUACUGGAGAUGUCUGAAAGUGAGGCACAAAAGCAUUUUAGAAGCAAAUUUGACGAAGCUCUCUGUAAUUCGUGGAAAACUUCGUUAAAUUGGGCUUCCCACAACAUGUCGAAAAAUAAUAAAACGACAUGAACCGACACGAUCGGAUUGAAUGCUGAAAACAACAAGAAAUCCAGAACGGAAGAACAGAUGAAGAAACGUGAAAAAGCAGGGGAUACGAACGAAUUCGAUGAACAUAACUGAAUGCGUAAGCAUCGUUGCAUCGUCGUAUCGUCGCAACGUCGCAUGUUUGAGAUACACGGAAGAAAGAGAAUACUAUACUCGGCCCAGAAGAACACAGAGAGAUCAGAAAAAGACUGACUUACGAUUGAUUAGUCGUUACUGAUCGGUAGCAGAAGUUGCCCUUUUCGUGUUUGAUAUGAACGCGAGUGGUAAGGGCUUAAAUGCGUACAUGUACAUACACGCACGCACGCACGCACGCACGCACGCACGCACGCAAGCGACCAGAAAUUGACAGGUGUGCGAGAAAGCAGCCGCACACUUGUUUCAUCUUUCCCAGUUUACUCCGGCAUUUUGAUUAGUGACGGACAAUGGUAGCGGAAUACGUAUACGGUACAUAUCAUUGAUUGACAUUGCGGAUUCCUUGAAAGAGUGCACGCGAGAGUGUUUAUUUGCUAGAACUGUUUCAAGGUAUACCGUUUUUCGCGUGAAAUUAUCGCAGUGUCGUGGCUGUGCCGAUAUAACGACGCUCCUGAAACCUUUUGACUGAAAUUAGAAACGUACGAAAAAGUAUGAA
Molecule: messenger RNA, 3970 nt
Organism: Dufourea novaeangliae
Lineage: Eukaryota; Metazoa; Arthropoda; Insecta; Hymenoptera; Halictidae
Gene: Pi3K92E
Product: phosphatidylinositol 4,5-bisphosphate 3-kinase catalytic subunit delta isoform
Exons: 10
Coding region: 85-3306 (1073 amino acids)
Biological process (GO): phosphatidylinositol-3-phosphate biosynthetic process; phosphatidylinositol 3-kinase/protein kinase B signal transduction; phosphatidylinositol-mediated signaling
Cellular component (GO): cytoplasm; phosphatidylinositol 3-kinase complex; plasma membrane
Molecular function (GO): 1-phosphatidylinositol-4-phosphate 3-kinase activity; 1-phosphatidylinositol-3-kinase activity
Source: RefSeq, a predicted model, not a curated record